AUGUCCAAGAUGCCGGCCAAGAAGAAGAGCUGCUUCCAGAUCACCAGCGUGACCACGGCGCAGGUGGCCACCAGCAUCACCGAGGACACCGAGAGCCUGGACGACCCGGACGAGUCGCGCACAGAAGACGUGUCGUCCGAGAUCUUCGACGUGUCGCGGACCACGGACUACGGCCCCGAGGAGGUGUGCGAGCGCAGCUCGUCCGAGGAGACGCUCAACAACGUGGGCGACGCCGAGACGCCCGGGGCCGUGUCCCCCAACCUCCCCGUGGACGGGCAGCUGGCGGCGGCGGGCGCUCCGGCCAGCCUGCCCGCGGCCAGCCUGCCGCCGCCCGACCUCAGCCAGUUGCAGACUCAGCCGCAGCCGGCGGACGACGCGAGAAGAAAAUCGGAAGCCCUACCUCAAGCGCCACUCUCUCUGGGUGCCGACCCCAAGCCCGUGGCGAAGCCGCCGGUGGCCGACGCCCUGGCCCACCCCCUCCAGUUAACGCCCAUCAACAGCCUGGCCACCUCCGUGUUCAGCAUCGCCAUCCCGGUGGAUGGUGAUGAAGACAGGAAUCCUUCAACUGCUUUCUAUCAAGCUUUCCAUUUGAACACCUUUCAGGAAUCAAAGAAGCUCUGGGAUAGUGCAUCUGGGGGAGGUGUUGUAGCCAUUGACAACAAAAUAGAACAAGCAAUGGAUCUGGUGAAAAGCCAUCUGAUGUAUGCAGUAAGAGAAGAAGUGGAAGUUCUAAAGGAACAAAUAAAAGAAUUAGUUGAAAGAAACUCUUUACUUGAACGAGAAAAUGCACUGUUAAAAUCUCUUUCCAACAAUGAUCAGUUAUCCCAGCUCCCCUCCCAACAGGCCAAUCCUGGUAGCACUUCUCAGCCACAAGCAGCGGUAGCGCCGCCUCCACAGACAGCGCAGCCUCCACAGCAACCGAAUGUCUCCUCUGCGUAAAGCUCUCCUGCCUCACGAAAAAUGACUGAAAGCAGUCUGUCCUGUGUGCCACUGCUCUUUUUUCCACUCUAUACGAAAGCAAGUAGCCAUGCUUCGGUUGUGUGUUUGGCCUUUUCAGUAUUAGACAAUCACUCAGCAAGAGCUUUUCCUCUCUUUGAGAUGUCAUACGGCGCUGUCGAUAUCCAGUUCCAUGUCAUCAGUCAAAAAGGAAAAUAAUAGACGGGGUUUGUUAACGGGAGCAAAGUGUGCAUAUUACCUGAUGCGCAUGAGUGGGGUCUUUAAGAGUGUGGUGGCUCACCCAUGUUUUCAGUUACCCAUGGAUUGAUUACCUUGAGCCUUCACCUUAGAAAUAACAGUUCAUCUAAAGAGCCACUUUUUUUUUCAAUAUCAGUAACAUUUGCCUAUAUAAGUUUUCAUUUAUUUGUGUUUUAUUUAUUACAGGGCUGCUAUUUUCAUAAUGUACAUGAACAAUGUCACAGAACUUUUUUAAUUUUUUUAAAUAUAAAUAUCAGUAAAGGAAUUGAAAGACAGGAUUGCAUUUAAUAGAUAAAACGUUUAGGCAAUAAUUGAACAAAAGAAUCCUGCCAUAUUUCUAACACUAAUGGCAAUUUACCUUUGGUAUUUAUUUUCAGUAGUAAAGACCCAGCUUGAAUGUAAAUUUUGUAUAGUGUAAGUAUGAAGACCAUAGUGCAACUGUACAGGUAGUCACCAGUUAUUGUGAUAUAAUAAAUAAUUGGGCUAUUUUGAUGAAGAAAACUCUGUUCAUUUGUUUCUACUUUCUAAUAGAGAAAUUGCCAUGAUUCCUCUGCUUUUUGACAUUUCAUAUGGUUUUGGUUUUGUUUUUUUGGGUGGGGGGUGGGAAUAAAAAAAGCUGUGAAAUUGUUCAACCUACUUUGUAACCAAAGAAGCAAAGCUGUGUAAUGGAGUUGUUUUUUGUUUCUGUUUUGGUUGGUUUUUUUGUUGUUGUUGUUGUUGGGGGUUUUUUUUGUUGGGGUUUUUUUUUUUAAUAAUGCACAUUUCUUUAUGUCUUUUUGUUUAGUGUUUUCUCUGUCACCAUUUUCUUUGCUGUCUAGCAUGAUCUGCAUGACUUAUACUCUUUGAACCACUUUCGUACCUCAUGUUUUUAUCCAGCACUCUUAUUGUAAUAUGUACUAGUCUGUGAACAAUGUCAAAAAAAGAACGAACAGGUGGUAUAGUAGAGCUGAGCUAGUGUGCUAUAUACACUAGUUGUAAAAAAAAAAAUGAAGUGAGCCAUCUUUUGUUCAUUUAAAAUGGUGUUUUGAAUUUCAUAUGCAGAAAACAUUUUGUUACAUUGCAGAUUUUAAUGUAUUUAAUAAAUGCAACAUGCAGAUUAAGUGCAGUGUAUACUGAGUAUUUAAAUUAAAAUGUACAUUUCAUAAAUACAGUUUCAAGAGAAAGCAUCAUUUUGUGUAUACUAACACAUUAAGUGUAUGUCAGAAAUUGAUGUAUAAAUAUAUAUUUUAACACAUUUUCUGAAAUUAAACUGCAGUUUUGUUG
Molecule: messenger RNA, 2457 nt
Organism: Elephantulus edwardii (Cape elephant shrew)
Lineage: Eukaryota; Metazoa; Chordata; Mammalia; Macroscelidea; Macroscelididae
Gene: TSC22D2
Product: TSC22 domain family, member 2
Exons: 5
Coding region: 1-939 (312 amino acids)
Biological process (GO): regulation of transcription by RNA polymerase II
Source: RefSeq, a predicted model, not a curated record